ACCUGUGGAGGCCACUGGUUCAAAGAAUCUACGCCCCAUGUCGUCUUCUUCCUCUCUCAUCCAUGGCACAUACCCCCUUUAUCGAACUAGGGGUCCCUCGCUCCAUUCUCCUCCUCUUCCUAUAUAAUAAGGAGCCAUACGCUUCCCUUCCCUUCCUUAGCCCCUCCGAUCUCCUCUUCAUCGCUGCUGCCUUCUCUUUGUCUCUAUCCGAUGGGAGGAGAAGCGGUAGCUACAGUAUCUGCCGAAGACUCGGCGAUGGACGCCAUCCAGAGACGGCUAAUGUUCGAGGACGAGUGUAUUUUGGUGGAUGAGCAUGACAAUGUUGUUGGUCAUGAGUCCAAAUACAACUGCCAUUUGAUGGAAAAGAUUGAAAAGGAAAAUUUGCUUCAUAGGGCCUUCAGCGUUUUCCUGUUCAACUCAAAGUAUGAGCUGCUGCUUCAGCAAAGAUCUGCCACAAAGGUCACUUUUCCUUUAGUAUGGACAAACACCUGCUGCAGUCAUCCCCUUUAUCGCGAAUCAGAGCUCAUACAGGAGAACUUCCUUGGGGUUAGAAACGCCUCUCAGAGGAAGUUGCUUGAUGAACUUGGCAUUCCCCCUGAAGACCUUCCUGUAGAUGAGUUCAUUCCUGUAGGUCGAAUGCUUUAUAAGGCUCCUUCAGAUGGCAAAUGGGGGGAGCAUGAACUUGAUUAUCUGCUGUUCAUUGUUCGUGACGUCAAGGUGAAUCCAAAUCCAGAAGAAGUCGCCGACGUUAUGUACGUCGACAAGGACAAGCUCAAGGAGCUGUUGAGGAAAGCUGAUGCCGGCGAAGAUCGUAUAAAACUCUCUCCUUGGUUCAGACUGGUCGUCGACAAUUUCUUGAUGGAAUGGUGGGAUCAUGUGGAGAAAGGUACUUUGCAUGAGGCUGCUAACAUGAAAGCUAUUCAUAAGCUCACAUGAAAAUUUUCCAGGUAUUUUUCUGAUGGCUGCUAGUAGUACAAUCUCUACUACCUGCCAAUCUUAGGUUUCAUUUGGAAAAAAAAAUUAUAUUAAAAAACUGCUUUAUAAAACAGUAAAAAAGCCGUUCCAAACGAAGCCUUAAUCUGCUCUAUAUGGUGGACUCCUUUUUUGUGAACAAGCACAUGCAUGUUGCUAGGUAAGUGUUUGUUGUAUCUGGAAUUGUUGACUUGCUUUUAGUGCUUGUUCUCAUUGGCUUAUUUUUAUUAAUUUUAUUAUGUUAUUCUUCUUUGA
Molecule: messenger RNA, 1227 nt
Organism: Dendrobium catenatum
Lineage: Eukaryota; Viridiplantae; Streptophyta; Magnoliopsida; Asparagales; Orchidaceae
Product: isopentenyl-diphosphate Delta-isomerase I
Exons: 6
Coding region: 211-936 (241 amino acids)
Biological process (GO): isopentenyl diphosphate biosynthetic process; isoprenoid biosynthetic process
Cellular component (GO): cytoplasm
Molecular function (GO): isopentenyl-diphosphate delta-isomerase activity
Source: RefSeq, a predicted model, not a curated record